AACGACGCCAUUUGUUCAACGAUUGUCGUGUGUUCUGUAACGUGUAUAGUAAUAAAGAAUUGUUAUUGUUUAUAUUCACUAUACCGGAAGUACCACAAACAAUUUGACUCUGUAUGAUGCUGCCCUCUUUACCAUGAACUUCUUUCGAUCAUCAAUCAAACACUAUUAUUGUUAUAUAUUUAAUUGACAAAGAAACAAUCAUUUUAAAUUUAAAGUUAUUCUAAAUAAUACUAUAAAGUUGCAUUUGUUUUAAAUAUUCUUUUUUGUGAAAUAUGGCCGAAACUGAUAAUCUUCCAACUGUACAUAUUUCAAAUGGUUCCAAAAAUGUAGGUAUUUGUGGAAGUUGGAUAAAUAGUAACAAAAUCAGUAUAUAUAAUAACAGAAGAUUAAAUAAGAAGCAUGAUGAUAAGUAUGACCCAACGAUUCAUGUUUUAAGACCAGAAGUAAUUUUAUUUUCACCACAACUACGUAAAUUAGUAAACGAAAGUAAUGGUGUAUUCUUGUCUAUUCAAAAAAUUAAACAAUGUUCUGGAGACCUUAAACCAGAACUUUUGAAACAUAGCAAACAAUAUAGAUCCAUUUUAAGAGCUUGCAUAGAAAGUCUACAAGAUAUUUGUGGAAAAUCAGCAGAUAAAAAAGAAUCAUUAGAAAAUUUUCUUACAAUUUUCUAUCAAAUUGAAUGUGUAUGGCAUUUAACAGAAAUUCUGUAUAUAGAUGUAGUUCCAGGGGACGUGGUCUUACCACAAUUGCUAGAGUGGAUCAAAUUUCAUUUUCCAGCUAAAGAACUAAUAGCACUUAAAAUAUUAGCAGAAAAAACAAUUAAUGCUGAUUUAAAACAUCCAAAUUAUUGGGAAGCAGUAAUAGGCUGUGCAUUACAUGGAAGAAUAGAUUUAGUACGAGCUUUAUUAAAUUUACACAGUAAAUCAGAUCAUUCAGCCUUUAUUAUGGCAGAGAAUAUUCUUCAAACAAUGCCUGUAUAUAAUGUAUAUGGUGGUUAUUCUAUAAACGAAUUUAAUGUACGUUGGCAUCAUUGGCAACUCGAACUAUCUUCAAAUAUAACAAAUAAAGCCUUUUUGUUUGAUGUUGAUACUGACAAUAACUUGGAAAUGAUUAUGAAGUUAAUUGUAGGAGACCAAGAUGCAUUACAGCACUUUUCAAAAUAUACAGAUGCUUGGUAUGAAUUAUUAGCAGCAAAAUUAUUUUAUACAUCCCCAUGUUGCAAGAAACCUGAACUUUCGCAUCAUGCAAACAAUAUUGCUAAAGGAUGGCAUACCAAUAGGCCUUCUGAUAAUGCUAUACAUGCUUUAAUAGAAAGUAACUUACAUCAACUUAUUAAAGAAAUCCAAUACAUGGGUGACAAUGGAUGGUUUGCUGCUCAUUUAGUAGAUUUAUUGCAUACUUGUGGAAAACUGAAAAUAUUGGACAAGGAUCAAAUUGAGGUUACUAGUCAACUUCAUGAAUCCCUUAUAUUAGAAUAUGGCAAUACAUUAAUGAGUCAUCAUUCUUUAUGGCAAUGUGGUGCAAGUUAUUUAAUGCAUUGCCCUACUCAAGGUUUAGCAAGACUAGAAAUAUUGCUGCAGUCUUUACCAACUGGAUCUGAAGCAAGAUUAAACAAAAUAAUAAACAUAGCACGCGAUAACAAAAUGGAUCAUAUAGUCACAAGUAUGUGUAAAAUCCAAGGAAUAAAAUGUAUACAACAAGGAAGACUGGGAAAUGCUCUUGCAUGGGCAUUAAAAGCUCAAGAUGGUAGUUUUACUACAUAUAUUGCAGAUCAAUUUUUAAAACAUUACGCAGAAAAUGGAAAACUAGAAUGUCGAGAUUUAUUAGAAAAUUUAGGUUUUUGUAUGAUGGCCAGUGAUAGACUCACAUUUUUAGGGAAAUAUUGUGAAUUUCAUCAAAUGUAUGGAAUUGGAGAAUUUAAAGAAGCAGCAAGCUUAUUAGUAUCUCUUUUAGUUUCGAAUUUAACACCAAAAUAUUUCUGGUCAAUACUUUUAUCCGACGCUAUUCCAUUACUAGAAGCCAAAGAAGUAAUUUUAUCUUCCAGUGAUUGCUUCGAAUUGUUACGCUGUGUAGAAGCACAUGGAAAUGAUCCGAAAUUUCAAAAUGAAAUCGAAAUUUUUCGAUUGGCCGUUGCAAGAAACUUGGCCCGGGCGUUAAGUCUUGAAGGCUGUCAAGUGGAACAUUAGAAUGUUUAUUAAUAUUUAUAAUGUAAAAGUUUUUCAACAUUUUAAUUAAAAUAUUUCAUGUAUGAUCAUUAACCUACUUGAUUAAGUCGUAGUAAAUCAUAAGCACAUAUUGUAAACGUUAAUUUUGAUACAAAACAUUGAAUAUGAUUAUAUGAAUUUGUAAAUAAAUAAAUAUUUUU
This is a messenger RNA of Megachile rotundata (alfalfa leafcutting bee), 2365 nucleotides long. RefSeq names its product nuclear pore complex protein Nup75 (gene Nup75). Gene Ontology annotation, cellular component: nuclear pore outer ring. Gene Ontology annotation, molecular function: structural constituent of nuclear pore. The record is from RefSeq and is a predicted model, not a curated record. Gene Ontology annotation, biological process: positive regulation of DNA-templated transcription; mRNA export from nucleus; protein import into nucleus. Lineage: Eukaryota; Metazoa; Arthropoda; Insecta; Hymenoptera; Megachilidae.